Molecule: messenger RNA, 1766 nt
Organism: Lactuca sativa (garden lettuce)
Lineage: Eukaryota; Viridiplantae; Streptophyta; Magnoliopsida; Asterales; Asteraceae
Product: serine/threonine-protein kinase STY13
Biological process (GO): protein phosphorylation; signal transduction
Cellular component (GO): cytoplasm
Molecular function (GO): protein kinase activity; ATP binding
Source: RefSeq, a predicted model, not a curated record
ACUAGUUCUUCGUUUUUCUUUCUUUACUCGUCUCUCUCUCUCUCUCUCUCUCUCUCUCUCUCAUAUCACAUUCUCUUUCUAGCUAGGCUCUCACCGUGUUUUCGUCGGCGUCGAACCCGACAACAGCAACUAUACGAAUAACGAUAUUUGAUCUCACAAUAAUCUCUACUUUUUCCCUAAUCGUCUCUGUACAGCCUUGUAAUCAAUAUCGCAGUCGCCAAGUGAUAAAGAAGAAAACAAACCAAACUCUCUUGAUCAUCUGUUUGGUUCGAGGGGUUUGAGUCUUGACAGCUCAAUCACCAUCAAUGAACAAGUAAGGAGCAUUUAAACUUUGAAAGUGGUUCUUCUUUAUCAAAAAAAAAAUGUUGGAGGAUCCAAAAUUUGCAGGUAUGAUGGGCGUCAAUCAUGGAAACGAUAACUUUGUUGACCUAUCACAAGUGUUCUACCAUAAGCUUGGUGAAGGUUCCAGCAUGUCAAUCGACAGCUUCAAUAGUUUACAAAUGAGCAACACAGGUGGGUCCAUUGCCAUGUCACUUGACAACAGUAGUGUCGGGUCAAACGACUCACACACUCGCAUCUUAAACCACCAAGGUCUAAAGCGUGUGAAAAAUAAUUACACUGAUGCCCUUAGUGUCAACAGAGGAAGAGUCCAUCAAGGCUUAAGUGAUGAUGCUCUUGCUAGAGCUUUAUUAGACACCCGUUUCCCAACAGAAGGGCUUGAGAAUUUCGACGAGUGGACUAUCGAUUUAAGGAAACUCAGCAUGGGACCCGCUUUCGCACAGGGUGCAUUUGGGAAGCUUUAUAAAGGCACUUACAAUGGUGAAGAUGUUGCCAUUAAGCUUUUGGAGAAACCAGAGAAUGAUUUGGAGAGAGGACAACUUAUGGAGCAACAGUUUCAGCAAGAGGUUAUGAUGCUUGCAAGGUUGAAACAUCCAAAUAUAGUAAGGUUUAUUGGUGCAUGUAGGAAGCCUAUGGUGUGGUGUAUUGUGACUGAAUAUGCUAAAGGAGGUUCUGUGAGGCAGUUUUUAGCUAAGAGACAGAAUAGAUCAGUGCCUUUGAAGUUAGCUGUUAAACAGGCGCUUGAUGUUGCAAGAGGAAUGGAAUAUGUUCAUGGAUUUGGAUUGAUUCAUAGGGAUUUGAAAUCUGAUAAUCUUUUGAUCUCUGCUGAUAAGUCAAUCAAGAUUGCUGACUUUGGAGUUGCUAGAAUUGAAGUGCAAACUGAAGGAAUGACACCCGAGACUGGGACCUACCGUUGGAUGGCUCCGGAAAUGAUACAGCACAGGCCUUACACACAAAAAGUGGAUGUCUACAGCUUUGGAAUUGUUCUUUGGGAACUCAUCACUGGAAUGCUUCCAUUCCAAAACAUGACAGCUGUCCAGGCGGCAUUUGCGGUUGUCAACAAAGGUGUCCGCCCGACAAUCCCACACGACUGCCUGCCCGUGCUGACCGAAAUCAUGACACGUUGCUGGGACGGAAACCCUGAUUCCAGACCGGCGUUCACGGAAGUUGUCAGAAUGCUUGAACAUGCGGAAACCGAAAUCAUGACUACAGUCCGGAAAGCUCGAUUCCGGUGUUGCAUGAGUCAGCCGAUGACUACUGAUUGAAGGAAAAACAGGCAAGAAACAGAAAGGGAGAAAGAAAAAAAAAAUUAAUAUUAUGAUAUCAAGGACUACUACCUGCUACUUGUUUUGUUGGAUUUUAUUUUUGAUUUUAUGGAUUGUGUUGCUGAAUUUUAGUAGUAAUGGUAAUGGAGGAGAUUUGAUGUA